CGUCACUCCGUCGAUCAAUCUCCAUUAUAAAAAAAAAGCAAUUGUUUCUCGGAGUCUGUCCGAGUCACUCAACCAGACAAGAAACAAUCCUUCAAUUUCGUCCGGUCGGCUCGUAAUUUUCGCCCAGCGACUCACCGAGGGGUAACCUAUUCAAGAUUAUCACAAUUGGACCCGGAUACACAUAUUCAGAGCCAAUACAAACAGCGGUUUUUUGUUUGAAUAAGAAAAGAAAAAAGGAGCGAAAUCGGCGAUUAUAUUUUUCUGGCUAUUGUUUGCUCUACGAAAUUCAAUCCUACGUAGGCUUCCUCGUGCCAGUUUCUAGGGAUCGUACCUAUGUCCAACAACUGUCACUCGACAACUGCAUUUAUUUUUCCUUUCUCUUCAUUCUCGCUGUCCUUUCUCGACACAGGUUCUCGGUGUAAGAUACCCGAAGAGGGGAAGUCAACAGUAACUGGUAGGUCAUUCAAACCGUACAAUUUCGUCGCUUUGUCUGGACUUCACUUCUGGUCGCUUUUCACUCCGCUCAAGCUGUCAGUCACGGUCUACUCUGGAUACGAUGUCUGCCGCCUCGGAAGACAAGGACGUCCCCGCUGCACCUCACAAUGAAAUCGACCUCAUCAAGGAAGACGCAGUAACAGCUUCUGAUAACGAUGCUGCGGAACCCGAGCGCCCAGUGCGAAGAAAACUCCAGGAGACGCGGAUAACAUCUGAUGGAAACCCUUCAGUGCCAGACGAUGACGUUGAAAAUGCCGAUCGGGGUCGUCUAAAGAAGAGGUCUCAUGAUGACCUCCAAGCUGAAGAAGGAACAACAGAACAACAAACUGACAGCGGCCAUCGCAGAAAGAGGUCGCGUGAUACAAACGAUGACGGUAACUGGACGAAAAUCGAUAUUGAACGGACUACCACCCCAGAGCCGACAGGGAACAAGGACGAUGCCUCGGCGCACAUACUCAGUCCAAAGAAGAAAAGAAGUCUGGAUCAAUUACAAGAAAAUGGCGCAAGCGCGCAAAGUGAAGAGAAGGCUAAUCAAGAGAAUGAGAAAGAGCGUGAGACGAAGAGACAUCGCGACGCUUCAAAGGAUAGACUGGCCGCUGCUGAGGGAGCAGCUUCUACGAAGACAUCUCUACCAAAGAGCUUUUUAAACACUUCUGCCGUUUCACCCUUUGCAUCAUUAGGCGCCAAGUCGUCAGAAAGUGAGGACGCCAAACCACAAACUACAUCCUCAUCGGCAUUCGCUUCAUCCGGCCUAGCUUCGUUCGCAGGGUCAGAACAGUCACCCUUUGGUGCUUUGGGAAGUUCAACAGCGUCGGUUUUCAGUAAAGCAACUACAACAUCAACGGAAAAGCCUGCCGGAAGUGGUUUUAGCCUAACCUCCAACACCUCUAGUGCUUCUCCAUUUGCCACCACGGGCACUUCUGGAUUUGCAUCCCUGGGAAGCUCUGGGUUCGGAAGUGGGUUUGGCAGUGGAGGAUUCGGUGGAAGUGCAACGAAGUUAAGCAGCUUUGCUUCAGCUACUGGAACAGGUUUGGGUGGUUCAACGACGGCGAAACCAUUUGGCGCCGAUCGAGAUUCAGACGAGGAGGAAGAGGAAGAAGAGGGUAAUGUGAUACCAGCUGGCUUUGAGAAGGAGAAGGAAGACGAACGGUUCUUCGAACAGCAAAUCGAGACCGGCGAAGAAGAGGAAAAGACCUAUUUCUCCUGCAAAGCGAAACUAUUCCACUUCACGAACAAAGAAUGGAAAGAGCGAGGCGUGGGUACAUUCAAGGUCAAUGUCAAAGAACCUCCUGAGGUCGGCGACGUCGACGAUGCCCAAAAGAAGAAGAAGAAGACUGCACGUAUGAUCAUGCGUGCUGAUGGAGUGUUGCGUGUGAUGCUCAAUUCGCCUAUCUUUAGGGGUAUGCCGGUUGGAGAAGUGGACGGAGCAGAGCCCAAGGGGAAGCAGUUGAAUCUGGCAAGUGUGGAAGAUGGGAAGACCGUACCUUUGCUACUCAGAGUUGGAAAUGCAGACUCGGCGAAAGAAUUAUACCAUGUGAUAAUCGAUCUACAGAAGGACUUAUGAACAAACAGCCCCUGACAGCCACAUCGACAGAAGAUUUACAAUCUUUCUCCUUCUUAGAAUCAUUAUCAUCCUCACUACCUCUACAGCUCUUCUCUUCAUUCCGUUUUCUUUUGUCUACUUUUAUGAUAGAUAAAAGACCUCCCUUUUUUUCUUUUUAAAUCUGAUUUGAUGGGGGAUCGUUGAGCUUGUCUUGUCUGCAUGGGCGAAUUAUACCUAAAGCAUUGGUGGAGAGUAUUCUUGGAGAAUUCUUCUUCGGAUAGUUUUUGUUUAAUAUGAUUUCUUGG
Molecule: messenger RNA, 2343 nt
Organism: Talaromyces stipitatus ATCC 10500
Lineage: Eukaryota; Fungi; Ascomycota; Eurotiomycetes; Eurotiales; Trichocomaceae
Product: nuclear protein export protein Yrb2, putative
Exons: 5
Coding region: 557-2059 (500 amino acids)
Biological process (GO): intracellular transport
Cellular component (GO): nuclear pore; cytoplasm
Molecular function (GO): GTPase activator activity
Source: RefSeq, a predicted model, not a curated record